Molecule: messenger RNA, 1321 nt
Organism: Podarcis muralis (Common wall lizard)
Lineage: Eukaryota; Metazoa; Chordata; Lepidosauria; Squamata; Lacertidae
Gene: CCL20
Product: C-C motif chemokine ligand 20
Biological process (GO): immune response
Cellular component (GO): extracellular region
Molecular function (GO): chemokine activity
Source: RefSeq, a predicted model, not a curated record
ACAAAUAUGGUUUAUUUACAACCUGAGUGUAGAUGGGGUACAGAAUUUACAGCAUCCUCACCUCAGGAGCAUCUAGUCCUUCCCCAUCACCUGGCAUUGCAUUCAGAGCCAUCCUAUGUGCAAUCUCUUUGUUUCUGCUUCUUGCCUCCACAGCAGCUCGUUGAAUUCUGCCCCACUCUUUCCCAGCAAACUUUAAAUUUUCUAAAGGCACAAAUUUUCCUGUGACAUCAUGCCCCCGUCACCUUGGCAACCUGCCAAUUCUCCUGUCUCUGACCACUCCUUGGAGUGGGAGGGGGCUGAAGGACAGUUCUUUUGCAUUGCCAACAACCCUUAAUGGCGCAUCACCUGGUUCCCCAUGGUUCCUUAAUGGCUCUGCACUUAGCUAGCCCAGCCAUGCUGUUUUGCAUAAGCUAACCCAUUAAUUCCUUCUCUGCCACAGUUCUGCAGCUUGUACUUUCCCUUCAUAUCCCCAAAAUUAGCUGAAUACUACUGUUCAUUGGUUUCUAAUAUUCACUGACCGACUCUGGUAUCCCAGCUGUGGCAACACAAAUGAUGUAGAAAAAUGAUGGCGAAAAGGAGGAGGGGAAAGUCCACAGUUCCCUAACACCUACUUGAUAUUCCAGGGAAUUAACACAAUGUGCGCGAUUUCCCCCCUCCUACUUGGGAAAUAGUAUUUUGGAAUUUCCUGCACCUACCACUCCUCAGGAAUUUUGUCAGUGAAUGGUGAUGUCACAAAAAGGAUCUAUUCCCUCUUCUGUUUGGCUGCACAUACAUCCCUAUAUUAAUUAACCAGCACUCAAACAAUGCUAUAAAAUCAGCUAACUAGAGUAGGUAAGAGGGAAAUCCCCAUAAUUGCAAAGCGGAAGAAACGCCCUUAGGUGAACUGCCAGAGAUCUCGAGCAGGUGUUAUAAAUAAGCUGACUGAAGCUAGUUCACUCACAUCUGAAGAGUCAAAUUCUUUUGAUGCACAUAAGCAGCAGCGUGAUCAUGAUGAUUGGCUUCAACAUGAAGAAUGUGCCCUUAGCUGUUCUGGUGGGUCUGCUGCUACUCUUGGGAAUGUGUGAAGCCCAAAGCAACCAAGAUUGCUGUCUCACUUAUACCAAGAGGCCUAUUCCUCACCGGAUUAUCAAAGGAUUCACAGAACAGCUUUCCAGUGAAGUCUGUGACAUCAAUGCUGUCAUAUUUCACACUAAGGGUGGCUUGAAAGCUUGCGCAAAUCCCAGAGAACCUUGGGUGAAGAAACAGCUCCGCUUGUUGAGUAAAAGACUCAAUAAGCUGUCACACUUUACUUUUUGAAAUGAAGCAAGAGGCAGAGCCUGGU